Messenger RNA from Ilex paraguariensis (yerba mate), 4483 nucleotides. NCBI's taxonomy places the organism in Eukaryota, Viridiplantae, Streptophyta, Magnoliopsida, Aquifoliales, Aquifoliaceae. The record is from the annotation of a GenBank genome assembly.
UCAGGUGCACGUUAGAGAAAACCACCAGAAAAGUAGACAUUCUUGGUCGCUACACAACCGGGCAACACCAGGAGAGAGGGGAAAUAAGAGAGCUCGCGAAACUGGAGUGAGAAAGGGUUCGAUUGUAGACGCAGAAAGUAAGAGAGAGACGACUCAGAAGAUCAUCGUGUCCGCGAAUCUAGGGUUUUGCGCUCGUCGAUUUUUCAAAAUCAUACGUCCUCAUACUCAACGCCUCAAAUGCGAAGACUCCGAAUCAUUUUCAUGGAUAUUCAAAUCAGGAGGUUCAAUUCUGAUAAAGAAUUUGUAUGCCUAAAUUUGAUGAGGAUGAACAGCAAGUGCACUUGUAAUUGUGGCAAGUGCCUCGUCUUGGUGUUACAUUGACUUUGAAACGCAGUAACUGAUCCAAUUAAAAUGGAAGAAGAAGAGGAAGAUAGAGUUCUGUUAAGCAGUUUGGGCAUCGCAUCUGCAAAUCCGGAAGAUAUCGAGCGUGACAUAUUAGAAGAGGCAAAAAACAAUGCAGAUGAUAACAUUGAAGCUGGGGGGAGUGCAAAUGAGGAACUAUAUGACAGAACAAAAAGCAAUGAGUCCUCAUCUACCAGCCAUACAGAACUCUAUAAUAAACUGAGAGCAGUUGAAAUUGAAAUAGAUGCUGUUGCAUCUGCUGUUCAACAAGUAAAGAAUUUUGCAGGGAAUGAAGAGCAUGUUCCUGACAACGAGGAUGAUAGGAAGCACGGAGACAUAGAGGAUCAACAAGAAGUUGGUCAGCCUUCUCCCAAUGACUUUAGCCUUCAGCAUGCCCUUGCCAGUGAUCGACUAAGAAGCCUGAAGAAGACAAGGACUCAACUUGAGAAAGAGAUUUCAAAUUUGUACAAGGAUGACCCUUCGAAGGGUAGUAAGCAUGACAAAGUGAUACAAAAUCUUGUUAAGGAAGAAUCAAGACCCAAGCGAAGGUUGAAACAUGUUCAGAAAUUAAGCAAAAAUACAAAAAAGCGGCAUAAAACAGUUCCAUUUGAUGAGGAUAAUGAUUUUGAUGCAGUCAUAAAUGCAGCAUCUGCAGGAUUUGUUGAAACAGAAAGGGAUGAGUUGGUUCGGAAGGGAAUUUUGACCCCUUUUCAUAAGCUCAAGGGCUUUGAACGCCGUAUCCAAGAACCUGGGCCAUCUAAUAGGCUCGAAGUAAUCGAGGAAGUAGACAAGAGUGAAGAUCUUGCUUCCAGCAGCAUAGCUAGAGCUGUCCGGUCAAUAUCAGAGGCCGCACAAGCUCGCCCUACUACAAAGUUGCUUAAUUCAGAAUUGCUGCCAAAACUUGAUGCACCCACUCACCCUUUUCAAAGGCUUAAAAUACCAUUGAAAAUCCAUGACAGUAAGGCAGAGAAGAGCAAAGAUAAAAGAAGGAUAAAGAGAAGACCAUUGCCCGACAAGAAGUGGAAAAAGUUAGCUUCUCGUGAGGAAAAGCUUUUCGAAGGAAAAGAUGAGGCCAAGACCUCCAGCUAUGAAGAAGAUCUUGAGGAUGUGGAUGAGGAUGAGCCUUCUUUUGUGACACUUGAAGGUGGACUGAAAAUCCCCGAAGCAAUUUUCAGCGAACUUUUUGACUACCAAAAGGUCGGCGUACAAUGGUUGUGGGAACUUCAUUGUCAAAGAGCUGGUGGAAUCAUUGGAGAUGAGAUGGGUCUUGGUAAAACCAUCCAGGUCUUAGCUUUCCUCGGAGCCUUGCAUUUCAGUUGCAUGUACAAACCAAGCAUUAUCAUCUGUCCUGUCACCCUCUUGCAACAGUGGAAGAGGGAAACACUGAAAUGGUACCCAAACUUUCAUGUGGAGCUACUACAUGAUUCUGCUCUGGAUCCAACUAGUAGAAAGAAGCGAGCCAAAUCUUAUGGAAGUGAUUGUGAAAGUGGAGAUUCACUUGACAGUGAUACUGAAGGAAAUCUAAAUUCAAGGAACUCCAAAAAGUGGGAUUAUUUGAUUAAUCGUGUUUUGACAUCAGAAAAUGGGUUACUGAUUACCACUUAUGAACAACUACGGUUGGUAGGGGAACAACUGCUUGACAUUGAAUGGGGUUAUGCAAUAUUAGAUGAAGGACACCGCAUACGGAAUCCGAAUGCAGAAAUUACUCUGGUUUGCAAACAACUACAGACAAUUCAUCGUAUAAUCAUGACUGGUGCACCGAUUCAGAACAAGCUGAAUGAAUUGUGGUCUUUGUUUGAUUUUGUCUUCCCUGGAAAGUUGGGAGUCCUGCCUGUAUUUGAAGCCGAAUUUGCUGUUCCCAUAUCUGUUGGCGGCUAUGCAAAUGCAUCGCCUUUGCAAGUAUCCACGGCUUACCGGUGUGCUGUGGUUUUACGUGACUUGAUCAUGCCUUACCUCCUCCGGCGAAUGAAGGCUGAUGUCAAUGCGCAGCUUCCGAAGAAGACUGAACAUGUCCUCUUCUGCAGUCUUACCUCCGAGCAGCGAUCUGUUUACCGAGCAUUUCUUGCUAGCUCUGAGGUUGAACAAAUUUUUGAUGGCAGCAGAAACUCCCUUUCCGGAAUUGACGUGAUGCGCAAAAUUUGCAACCACCCUGAUCUGCUGGAGAGAGAACAUUCUUGCAGGAAUCCUGAUUACGGGAAUCCUGAACGCAGUGGAAAAAUGAAAGUUAUUACCCAAGUGCUAAAAGUGUGGAAGGAACAGGGUCAUCGUGUUCUCCUUUUCACACAGACACAACAGAUGCUUGAUAUUCUUGAGCAUUUUCUGGGUUCUGGUGGCUACAAUUACCGGAGAAUGGAUGGCCUCACUCCUAUAAAACAGAGAAUGACCUUGAUAGAUGAAUUUAACAAUUCAGAUGAUGUCUUCAUCUUUAUUCUGACAACGAAGGUUGGAGGUUUGGGAACCAAUUUAACUGGCGCUAAUAGAGUGAUCAUCUUUGAUCCUGAUUGGAACCCUUCAACUGACAUGCAGGCCAGGGAGCGUGCUUGGCGUAUUGGUCAGACAAAAGAUGUGACAGUUUAUAGAUUAAUUUCCCGUGGAACUAUAGAAGAGAAAGUGUAUCACCGACAGAUUUACAAACACUUUCUCACUAACAAAAUAUUGAAGAAUCCACAGCAGAGAAGAUUUUUUAAAGCGCGAGAUAUGAAGGAUCUCUUCACGCUAAAUGAUGAUGGAGAGGGUGGCUCUACUGAAACGUCAAGUAUUUUCAGUCAGGUAUCUGAAGAUGUAAACAUUGUUGGGACUCAUAAGCAUAACCGGGAUAAGCAAAAAUCUGUGAAGGCAACAGCAGAAAGAGCUAAUGAUUCUGCAGCACAAGCCGAAAGGAAGGGGAAAGAAAAAUCGGAUCACAGCAAUGGGGAAGUAGAUGAAGAAACAAACAUUUUGCGGAGUCUUUUUGAUGCCCAUGGGAUUCAUAGUGCUGUGAACCACGAUGUAAUCAUGAAUGCUCAUGAUGAAGAGAAAAUGAGGCUUGAGGAGCAAGCUUCCCAGGUUGCACAAAGAGCAGCAGAAGCACUACGCCACUCCCGAUUGCUUCGAAGCCAAGAUAGUGUAGCUGUCCCCACCUGGACUGGCAAAUCAGGAGCUGCUGGUGCACCAUCAUCUAUUCGGCAGAAAUUUGGCUCUGCUGUGAAUGUCCAAUUGAUUAGUAAUCCCAAACCUUCGGAUGAACUGCCCAACAAUGAAGCAAGAGGGCUUAAUGGUUUUGCAGCUGGGGCUUCUGCUGGUAAAGCAUUAUCUUCGGCCGAGUUGCUAGCUAGAAUUAGGGGAAACCAAGAGAGAGCAGUUAGCGAUGGGCUUGAACAUCAGCUAGGCUUGGCUUCAAGCUCUACUGAUAGAGUAAAUUCUGCAGUUAACGGAUCUUCUAGGGCAUCUAGGAACUUACCUGGGGUUCAGCCUGAAGUCUUGAUUCGUCAGAUCUGUACGUUUAUACAAAGAAGUGGCGGAAGUACUAAUUCAGCCAGCAUAGUGAAUCAUUUCAAGGACAGAAUACCCCCAAAGGAUCUGCCCUUAUUUAAGAAUCUUUUGAAGGAAAUAGCCACAUUGGACAAAAGCUCUAAUGGGUCUUCUUGGGUUCUAAAGCCAGAGUAUGGAGAACAUUGAUUUUUUUUUUUUUGCUUGUGCUACAACGGGUAUGUGGUGGUUAUGCAAUUUUUGAAGAGCUAAAGAUUCCUGGACCUUUUGUUGGAUUCAACAAUUUUUCAGUCACUUUUCUGCCGGGAGUAAAUGGGUCCCUUACAGUUGUGACUUUAUGAUUGCUAAAAAUGGUAUAUUACGAGACUAUUCAUAAUAUGGGAUUGCUGCGCAUCUGUGAUUGUUGGUAAAGUGCUUUGAAAUUGGCUGGUCGCUCCUUAUUUUUGUAAUUUUACAUUCAGCCUUGGCCUACUGCGGCUUUUAUAAUGGAUCUGAUGUUAAAACGGGUAAGGAAGGGACAUUUGAAUCUCUGGGUAUGGGUGGUAGACGUGUAGUACAUCUGACUAUGCUCUUGCUUUUUAGAUAGAAACGUAAUGUUGAAAACCAGGGAUGA